This is a messenger RNA of Epithele typhae, 1041 nucleotides long. RefSeq lists its product as uncharacterized. The record is from RefSeq and is a predicted model, not a curated record. The coding region runs from base 1 to 1041 and encodes 346 amino acids. The transcript has 7 exons. Lineage: Eukaryota; Fungi; Basidiomycota; Agaricomycetes; Polyporales; Epitheliaceae.
AUGUCUGCGAAGCCCUUCAAGGUCAUCAACAGUGACAAAGCCGAGCGCUUCCUCCAGACGAUCGAUGUCACGCCGCGGUGGGCCAACUUCCAGUCCAACUUCCCCACUCUGGAGUCUGCGGAGUCUCUACUACCCGUCUCGCAGCUGUGUGGAAUGCUCGACGAGCGACCCGCGGACACCAUGGUCGACUUCGAUGCCGUCGAACGUUUCAUACUCGAUCAAUUUGGGUCUCCAGAAAUGACUACCUCUGAUGGGGAAGCCAUUGAGAUCGACUCCGACGAUGACUGUGAAGACAACGGCGUCCUCACUGCAAAUCCCCGCAAGUCCAACAUAGACGACACGUGGGAGCUGCCAUUGACAGCGGACCAACUUCAGAUCACCGCAGUGCAAGAAGUGGAUGAGUCCAACGUGCGAUCUUUCCGCAAAUCUGUCGAUCUUACGGAAGAAGACCCAUGCGACAUACGAGACCGCUAUGACACCUCGACCAACCCACUCUCCUUCGGAAAUACACCUGUCUCGCAAACGCUCAUGAAGGCUGUAGUGCAGCGUCUCGGGGACCGGGUGUCCGAGGUCAUGGCGUCACUAGCCUAUGAACAAAACUCUCUCGAGGUGGAAGGAGGGGAAAAGUGGUAUUUCGGGAUAUUUAUAUGGGUGGCGAACGGCGAACUCCCCCUCCUCCGAUUUGCAUCCAUAUCCCAUCUAACCGCACACGUCCCCCUCGGUGAAUUAUUCGGUAUCCGCGACAUUCUCGAGCUGCUCGGACUUCAAGAGGUGCUUGUUUGGGACCCGAUUCAAAACGCCUGGAGAAUGCAACCGCGCCGCAUACGUAUGCAAUUCUUUGGCCGAACCUGUCAAACCAUCGCUGUCGCUGCCGUCCUCCGAUUUGUCGUACUUUAUACUUGGGACCUCGCAUUUAUACGACACACUUCAGUGGGGUGGCCUUUCUAUGAUUUACCCUGGCCUCGGACCAAGAAGAGGGAGGUGGAUGAGGACGAAGCCGCGCGGGGUGGAAAGCAGCCCGCGCCGUGGACCCUGUCGUAG